Pungitius pungitius (ninespine stickleback) is the source of this 3187-nucleotide messenger RNA. RefSeq names its product heparan sulfate 6-O-sulfotransferase 3b (gene hs6st3b). Lineage: Eukaryota; Metazoa; Chordata; Actinopteri; Perciformes; Gasterosteidae. The coding region runs from base 1845 to 3167 and encodes 440 amino acids. Gene Ontology annotation, cellular component: membrane. The record is from RefSeq and is a predicted model, not a curated record. The transcript is spliced from 2 exons. Gene Ontology annotation, molecular function: heparan sulfate 6-sulfotransferase activity.
ACAACCGUGACAUAAAACAUUGGUUGUGGCGUAUCGUCCUUUUUUAGGGUCGAAAUGUUGUUUGAGUGAACACAAUCGGUCAAAAAAAGUGAGUGUAAGGUAGAAAAUGAUUGUGGCGACGUUUUAAUUCGUUCAGGCACCGCGGAAGACGACUAAAGAGGCAGCCGCUGACGCUCAAACGCUUUCCCACCAAACACUAAAUAACAUGAUCACAAGGUACAGAGUAAUAUGAUUUAACAAUUAUAAUAUAACUUUUGAUCAUCUUAAGUUGUUAUACAUACAUUCUAUUUUUAUAUCGAUCUAUCAAUCGAAUAUGUUUAGGCUGUUUUAGUAUCAGAUUUCCGUAAAGUUGGUGUAUUGGUGGUAAAAAGCCUAAAUCAGUGCGCCGGAAUAUUACAAAUUGGUCCGCACCAUUGCAUCUUCCAUUAGAUCUCCCACUUCUGGUAAAUGCUCGGGUCUUCGGAUCUCCAUGCACCCAACUUAAAGCCGGCUUUUAGAAGACUGAAUUUGACCACGUCAAGAUGAUAACUUCAGAGGAUCAUUUUGGAAAGCUCCUUCCAGAGCCACAGAAUACAUCACAAUACCGUUUUCGUGGUGACCUGUGCUACCCAUUAACAGUGAACUUGUGUUUAAAAUGGUUCUCGUUUAAACGUAAUGUUGGUAUCUCUUUGCACGACCAUUUAAAUUCUCUCUGCAUUUCAUGUAAAUGCAAAUUCUGAAGGAUCAAUUGAUUAAAACUAAAGUGCCAAAGCUAAAUCCGUGGUACUUCUUAAUUGAGUCUAUAAGGAGCAGUAAUGAAACAAGAAAACAGCGAAUCUUAAAAAUAAAAAAGAUUAACAUAAUGACGGUGAUGAAUAUAUAGAGCAUAUGUUAAUGCACAGUAGUCCACUUCCCUCUGCAAAUGUGAGGUUGUGAGGGUAUUUCAUGGUUCAAACGAAUGUGAUACCAUUACUGCUGCAGAUAAAGCAGCCUCACUUUUAAUUGGCUCUAGUCCUGUCUUUUUAGCAGAUAUUAGACUUUAAAUUGGCCUAUUUAAAAACAGUAUUCAUGUCCUUGCCCUGGUAACGGUAUACAGCACUGCCCCAUUGCUUUAAUCAUAAAAGGUCACACUUGGGUAAAUUCGGUAAAAACAAAUUCGAAUGCGUAUUUGGAUACAUUUCCACGUUGUCUCCGUCCAGUGUCUUCGUGGGCUUAAUGGCGUUAUGGGACGGACGGAUGGGAUGUAGCCCAAACAACACGAGAACAUAACGCGUAUUGUGUCGGCUUCGGAUGCAGCAGCAGCAGCAUCAGCAUCAUCAUCCUCCUCUCCACAGCAUCACAGCACCGUCAGUCGGACCGCCGCGGAGGAUGCAGCCGGAGGAUCGAGCCCGACAGCCCUGCGCCGCGCCACGUUUCCUCUGGAGUCAGUCCAGCACCGAAAGGAACCUUACUGCGCUUUAGACCGGGAUCGGCAUCGAGGUAUAAAAAAAAAAAAAAAAGAAAGAAAAGAAAAAAGAAGGAGGGUGAACUCAAAACUCAAAUCAACUGGCUCAGUUUGAACUUGACGCCGGAUAGAAUGGGAGUCGCCCGCGCGGAUGCGGCUCUACGCCGGCUUUAGAAGUUGGACACAUGUGAAUGCCACGACUCUGGACUUUGGACAAGAAUUCCAGCGCAUUUCAGACGGGAAAAAAGCGGGUUUUAUUCCAGUUUAACCGAAUGGUUUUAUGUGCUCAACAUGUGGCACGUUAAUAACAGGCAUCUUUAGUGUUUCUGACGCAUGGACCAUUAUGAUAUUGAUCCCCGAAGAAGCCACGGGCGCUACUUAUUAUUCACAGUAAUGGAAUGAAGAACAUCAUCUUGAUACAAUGGAUGAUAGAUCCAGCAAGCUCAUCUUGGCUCCUAUUUUAGCUGUACUUUUCGUUAUGAUAGGCUACCAGUACAUCUGCCCCGCUGGCAGCAAUUCGUGCUACUUUAAGCCCGGGGAGAAAUCAGCCGGCGUGAGCCUCCUCUCCACCCCGUACCAGGACACCGAGGACCUCUACCGAGAUCAGGACCUCGAGGACGACAGCCCGGCCAGGCAAGCGUCACAGUUCAACUUCACCGAGCGAGACCUGGACAGGCACGUGGAGUUCGACAUCAAAGCGGACGACGUGAUAGUGUUUCUGCACAUCCAGAAGACCGGGGGGACCACUUUCGGGAGACACCUGGUGAGGAAUAUUCGCCUGGAGCAGCCGUGCGACUGCAAGCCGGGCCAGAAGAAAUGCACGUGCCACCGACCCGGGAAAGAGGAGUCGUGGCUCUUCUCCCGGUUCUCCACCGGCUGGAGCUGCGGGCUGCACGCGGACUGGACCGAGCUAACGAACUGUGUGCCCGACAUUAUGGAUAAGAAGCAAGCCCAGAGGAAUAACAGGAACUUCUACUACAUCACCAUGCUGCGAGACCCGGUCUCCCGCUACCUGAGCGAGUGGAAGCACGUGCAGCGCGGCGCCACCUGGAAGACGGCGCUCCACAUGUGCGACGGGCGCUCGCCCACCCAGGACGAGCUGCCCACCUGCUACAGCGGGGACGACUGGUCCGGCGUCACCCUGACGGAGUUCAUGGACUGCCCGUCCAACCUCGCCAACAACCGGCAGGUGCGCAUGCUGGCCGACCUCAGCCUGGUGGGCUGCUACAACCUGUCCUCCAUCAACGACAGCCAGCGCAACCACAUCCUCCUGAGCAGCGCCAUGAGCAACCUGAAGAACAUGGCCUUCUACGGCCUGACCGAGUUCCAGCGCAAGACGCAGUACCUGUUCGAGCGGACGUUCAGCCUGCGCUUCAUCUCCGCUUUCACGCAGAUCAACAGCACGCGGGCCGCCAACGUGGACCUGAGCGAGCCCGUGCGCCGGCGCAUCGAGGAGCUCAACUACUUGGACGUGCAGCUGUACGAGUACGCGAAGGACCUGUUCCUCCAGCGCUUCCAGUCCACCCGCCAGAGGGAGCACCGGGAGGUGCGCUUGAAGAGGCGCGAGGAGAGGCGCUGGCUGAGGGAGCGGAAGGAGCAGGGCAGGCCGUGGUCGCCCAAACACAGGGGGGCAGGGGGCUGGGGCGGGAGAAGGGCGGGGGGAGGCCCGGAGAAAGGGAGCGAGGGGGACUUCCCCACCAGCACCACCACCGAGGACUACACAAGCCAAGUGGCCCGUUGGUGAGGAUUUAGUCUCCAGAGAGA